GCAUCAUUUCUAAUAUUUGUAAUGACAACAACAUUUAAUGUAAUGUUUUGCAUAUUACCAAAAUUCUCAGUUACGCUGAAAGACAAAAAAGAUUGAAGUUCUUAUUGUUAUUAUCCAUCGAUACCGCAGUCAAGUCGUACUAUGCCAGAAAAUGAAAAUGGCAUAAGCGAGUCCAAAUUUGCGGGCGUCACGCUGCUUAUUUUGUCGAUCUGUUUGCUGGUCGCCUUCCCACAAUGGUUGUUACUGUGCAUCUUUGCGGACAAUCACCUGCUGUUCACGAUGUCCUGUUUCUUCCUUUCGGUCCUGCUGCUCGCCUGCAUCCAUCUCCUUGAACCGCUAAAGUACUCGAGACCCUGGAACUUUAUUGCCAUCGCCAUUUGCUACGAGCUGCUGACACUUGGGGCUGCCAGUUUUUUGAUGGAAUGGUCACUGAUUCAUACCAUUAUAAUUAUUGCAGUGGCCCUUAUGUUCCUUGUGCUGUCGCUGCUCAUAUGCUUUCUCCUAAUCUGGACUGGAUUCUUUGCGAACCCCUUUAAAGUGGCCGUCGUGGGAGCCAUGGGCUUUGUCCUGGCCUUUUGCAUUACCCAGAUGGACGUUCUCGUUGCCUGGUUCUUUUGGAGAGAUGUGGCCAUCGGUGUAUUUAUAUUUAGUGUGAUUCUUGUGAUGAUCUGCCACGUGCUGAUCACCUACAACAAUUUCGAAGUACUGGUCAAGGAUGAUGCUCUGCUGGUCGGAAUUGUGCUAUACGUCAUCUAUUUACUCCUCGUGUUGGGCUGUCGGGUUUCUGCCAAUUGCAUUAAUAGAAAUAUUAUUUAUUAUAAAGGGACGACCGCUGAAAACGGCGACAUAAACUGGGAAGACGAUGAAGAGGAUACCACAAUUUACAGAUAAGGUCUUUUGGUAAACAACACUUUCCAUUUUGAUUAUUUUUCAUAAAAAAGUUUAUUAUAUAUGUUU
This is a messenger RNA of Drosophila elegans, 957 nucleotides long. RefSeq lists its product as uncharacterized. The record is from RefSeq and is a predicted model, not a curated record. Lineage: Eukaryota; Metazoa; Arthropoda; Insecta; Diptera; Drosophilidae. Bases 142 to 891 code for a protein of 249 amino acids. The transcript has a single exon.